CCGACCGUAGGUCGGCGCGGGAGCCGCUUCUAUAAACCUAAGUUUCUACGAGCACUAAUCUUCAAUCAAGCCAUCUAAACCAAGAGCAAUCCGGCCGCGCAACCAGCACCAUGGACGACAUCACCGCCACGUCGUGCCGCUGCAGCAGCGUGGUGUUCGUGGGCAACAUCCCGUACCAGGCGAGCGGGGAGGAGCUCCUGGACGCGUGCGAGGAGAUCGGCCCCGUGGUUUCCCUCCGCGUGGCCACCGACAAGGGCACCGGCAGGCCCCGCGGCUUCGCCUUCUGCGAGUACCUCGACGACGAGACGGCCCGCAGCGCCUGCCGCAACCUGCACGGCCACCCGCUCCACGGUCGCGCGCUCCGCGUCGGCAUCGCCGCACCGGAGCAGCAGCAAGGGUGCCGACGCGUCGGCGGCGACGACCCGAGCCUGCCCGUGGGCGUGGAGGGCGCCACGCACGCCGCGUCGCAGGUGUCCGGGACGCCCAGCGCCGCCGUGACGAGGUACCUGGCGGGGCUGAGCCGGCGCCAGCUGCGUGAGUUCCUCGACGCCGUGGCGAUGGAGCCCGCGGAGUCCGUGGAGCGGGCGAAGCGGGAGUUCAGAGGGCUCGCGACGUUAAUCGAGCAGGCGGGGAUACUGCUCGACAUGGCGGCCGCAAGCGACGCCGGUGCGGCUGGUAAGCGCCCUGGCGGUCUGCCGGAGUCGGGGCGGGGUGCACCGCCGAAGGUGAGAAAGUUGGACGAUGGCACGUCAGUUGCUUGGACCGUUGCAGGCGUUGUUGCAUGCCGCUGAUGGGUCAACUGUUUUAUUUGUUUUCUAGGUAGGAGUAACUUCUAAUUUUUCAUCAAGUAGUAUAUACAGAAAUUUAGAACUCAACAACUAGGUCAACAUAAGUACAUAACUAUGAAAAUAAACAUAACUCUAAGUACAUAACUAUGAAAAUAAACAUAACUCUAGCGAAUAACAAAAGCAUUAUAGUAUAACUAACGACUCACUAGUAUGCCGAGUGCUCAUACUUUUGUCCAGUGUUAUGUCAAAACACUUGACAAAGACACCGCCCCCACCCCCACAAGCCCUACCCCUAAGGCCUUGUUCGGUUAAACCUAUCCUGGAGGGGAUUGAAGAGGUUUGAAGGGAAUUGGAUGGGAUUUUGACUUGUAUGGGAUUUAAUCCACCCCAAUCCACUUCAAUCCCCUUCAGUUUUGUUGCGACCGAACAAGUCCUAAACGGAGUGCAAGAAAAAAAAACACUCUACAAACGGUUGGUACUUGACAAAACCUUGAAAACACGGGCAAAGAAUUGGUCGCUCGGCAAAAUCAGUGAUAUGUGCCCUUCCUCGACGCAACUGACAGAAGAGUGACAACGUGGUCUCAUUUUCGGAAUGCCUGUCAGACCGCCAAAGGUGAGAUUGUUGGAGGAUGGCAUGUCAGUUCCUUGGACAGUUCCAGGCGUUGUAGUGUGCCGCUGAUGUUUGUUUUUAGGUAACUUUUAGUUUAUUUUUUAUUUUUCAAGUAUACUAUAAACAGAAAUUUCGAAGUCAACUAAAAGAUCAACAUAACUAUGAAAAGAAACAUAACUAUGGGAAUAAGUAUCAUCAGAUUGCCCACAAACAUCUGAAUCGGAUGGUUUGAACAAAUUAUGUCAUCCAAUGGUGGUCAUCAAAAUUGUUACAUUGGUCUAGAUGUACGAAAUUCCACUAAAUGGAACCAAGCAUAGGGGAGGGGACGGCUACCACGUCAGACUCCGGCACCAUCAGCCCACCAAAAUACCCCACCUGGAGCCCCUUUUCCGCACUUCGUCCUCUUCAUGUACUCUUUAUAUGCACCCACGGACACCGCCAUUGCCGUUGAACCACCUCGGGCACCGUCUAGGCCUUGUCGAACUUCCACCACUCUAGCCAGACGCUUGCCUCUCAGUCCCAGUGUGGCUGAUCAUCCGAUAAGACCAGCUAAGCAUCAUUGGCUUGGUCAGCCUUUACCCGACCAACUACCUAAUACUACGCAGGCUCAUCAAACAACGCUUUUGAGCUUUCUUCAGGAUUUGG
Messenger RNA from Triticum urartu, 2043 nucleotides. Its product is annotated as cleavage stimulating factor 64-like. The record is from RefSeq and is a predicted model, not a curated record. Gene Ontology annotation, molecular function: mRNA binding. NCBI's taxonomy places the organism in Eukaryota, Viridiplantae, Streptophyta, Magnoliopsida, Poales, Poaceae. Gene Ontology annotation, cellular component: mRNA cleavage and polyadenylation specificity factor complex.